Messenger RNA from Fusarium coffeatum, 1320 nucleotides. RefSeq lists its product as uncharacterized. Bases 1 to 1320 code for a protein of 439 amino acids. The transcript has a single exon. Gene Ontology annotation, molecular function: protein binding. The record is from RefSeq and is a predicted model, not a curated record. Lineage: Eukaryota; Fungi; Ascomycota; Sordariomycetes; Hypocreales; Nectriaceae.
AUGGCCUCUCUCGACACUCUGCCUAAUGAGAUCCUCUUCCAAAUCUUGCGUAACUGUUCGCCGCAAGAGCUAUGUCGUCUCAGCUACACAUGUCGAACGAUGGGAGCUAUAGCGAGUGAUUGUUUGUGGUCUGAUAUCGAGUUCCAUGAGGCCGGAUACCAUGAGUCGAGCGCGGAGGUCAGUGAGCCGUCACCUUGGAGAACAACCAGGCGACCAUACAACAGUUCGACGAGAGAUGGCUGGCAGAGCGAUAUCUACAAAAGAGCAGAGAAGUUCUUUAUUUUGCUGCAUAGUCUACAUCGUGAUGAUCGAGCUCGACUGAGACAGCUUGCGAGUCGAGUGAGAAGUCUCUGUACUGUGGUAGAGCAGGGCUGGGGCACUGGCGGAAGAGCGGUUGAGUCUGCAGUAUCGAUAUGGUGUCUUCUCCCCUACUUCACCAACCUCAGAUCCUUGGAGUUCCACGGUGGAUCAAAUAUGUCGCAUGAUGACGACUCUGGUUCUCAGCUCCCCAAUGCGCCUCCUCUAGAGAGUCUUGUGUUCGCAAAGCUUUUCGCCUACAUACCCCGAGAAGUCGCAGCAUACGUCCUUCGGUCCAGCCAAACACUCGAACGCCUCGAGCUCGGAAUGCUAGAUGAUCCAAUGUCCAUUAAUGCUGGCGUUGACCCAGUUGACAACAUGAAUCAUAUUGAAGGACAAAUGAGCUUAGGUGGAGUUAUUCCUCGACCACUGGGUGGCUUUUUGCGUGGCAAUUGCGUAUCAUUCCCAAGGUUGAAGCAUCUGUGCUUAUGUCAACCAUGCAACAGUCGCGGGGAUUACUUUAACCAGAGGAACUUUUGGUCGAAACGAGCAGAGCAAGACAGUAUGGAGUCUUGGAAGAGUAUCAUAUUGGCUUCAAGCCAGACACUGGAGACCCUCGUGAUGGAUCAAAGACCAGGUGCAGGCGUGGAAGAAAACGAAGGGUUUUCAGAGGAAGAGUUUCUCAACACUGGCUUCACGGGCGCAGGCAACAAAGCUCUUGGUGAAGCAUUUGGAAACAUAAUCAGCAGCGAUACAGCCCUUCCCAGUCUGAAGCAGGUGUAUCUGUAUGGGUUCAUUGUCAAAUCUCGACUUCGCAGGGGACUGUCCGAAACACCUGCAGACAGACUUUUAAAUGCACUGGAAAGUCGAGGGGUGAAAUGCGAAGCGCGAAGAGGAAAGUGGUGUCUUUUUGACCAAGAUACGGGAACGACUUCAUGGGCGAAAUGGGACGGGGAUGGGUGUUCUAAUCUUCAUGAUGUGUAUAUGGGAGUCAGAUGGUAUACUCUUUUGACCAAGGUAUAA